GAUUCAAAGAUUCAUCAGCGCUUUUAGAUCGGUUUGUUCUUUUGAAUCUUGCAAUUCAUUUAGAUCUUUUUCUGAUGAUUCUCAGACUCUGAAACAACCUACAAGUUCUACAUAAUUCACAAGGAUGUUUGGCAGGAAUUAUUUCAAAAGAUGCAAUACAAUAUCUAUUAAGUAUUUCUUAGUAAGUAUUUCAGUUGAACACGCAUUGUUUAUUUCUUGGUUCGGUAAACGGGUCCUGAGAAGCCACGCCCACAGAAACAUCUGCGCCUUCCAGCUGCCACCGCCACCAGUAUGGAGGUAAAUUUACCUCCAUACACCAGUUAAACCAUCACACCGCCUCUCAGGACCUCGAACGUCAUCACAUACGUCAUCAACACGAGACUCGAGGCGCGCUUCACAGAAAUCUUCCUGGAUUUUCCUCGACCCACUGGACACAUCAGUAGUAAAAAUGUCUCCAGUUCAGCCCCAGAGAGAGACGAUCGACGAGCAGUUAACUCCUGCUGAAGAAACAUUCACUGAGUUUAAAGGAAUCAUCGUCAAGACCGAGGAAGAGCUCGAUGGUCAGCGCAGACUGCUGGAUUUCAGCCGGAUUCCCCUGAUCAUUUUACACAGAAUAGAUUUCUCUCAAUAUUAUGUAUGUAAAGAGGAGGGGGUUCCCACUGAGCUCAGCAACCAGGAGGGGAACCCCACUUUAAAUCAAGAGGGAUCAGAACCCCUGCAGAUCAAACAGGAGCAAGAGGAACUGGAACAUCAACAGUUCAAAGAGGAAGAUGAGGAACUCUGCAUCAGUCAGGAUAAAGAGCAGCUUGUGCCAAAACAGGAGACUGAUGACAUUUUGGUGAUUCCUUCUAAUGUGCAAAUAACCCACAAUGAAAAAGAACCAAACUGGAACCAAAUCAUCUUUCAGGCCUCUCCUGAAGUUGACAACCAAGAUCAAGACCCUGGAGAAAACAGAGAUGAAGAGCAGAAACAAAAUGAUAAAUGCCAGAAAACCAAACAGCAGAAAGGAUCUGCUGACAGUAUGACACAAAAUAUGCACAGGAAAACUCACCCAGACCAAAGUAUAUAUUCCUGUACAAGUUGUGACAAAAUCUUUUCUACAAACUGUCACUUGACUAGACACAUGAGAUCUCAUCCAGGUGAAAAGCGUUUCACAUGUACGAAGUGUGGAAAAGGUUACACUGAAAGAAGUAGUUUAACUUAUCACAUGAGAACCCACACAGGUGAGAAGCCUUUCUCAUGUGUGACAUGUAAAAAACGUUUCAGAAACGGAUCUUGUUUAAAAAGUCACAUGAGAACUCACACAGGUGAGAAGCUUUUCUCAUGUGUGACAUGUAAAAAACGUUUCCGAAACAGCUCGGAUUUAACGUGUCACAUGAGAACUCACACAGGCGAGAAGCCUUUCUCAUGUACAACCUGUGAAAAAACCUUCAGAAACAGUUCUAACUUGGGACGUCACAUGAGAACCCACACAGGCGAGCAGCCUUUCUCAUGUACGACCUGUGAAAAACGGUUCACAUAUAGGGGGGGGUUAAUUUAUCACAUGAGAACUCACACAGGUGAAAGGCCAUUCAUGUGUGUUACUUGUGAAAAACGUUUCAGUGAUAAAAGCGUUUUAACUAUUCACAUGAGAAUUCACACGGGCAAUCAGCCUUUCUCAUGUACGAUCUGUGAAAAAAGGUUUAAUAGUCGAAGCGGUUUAACUAGUCACAUGAGAAGUCACACAGGUGAGAAGCCUUUCUCUUGUAUAACUUGUGGAAAAGGUUUCAGUAAGAAAAACCUUUUAACUAUUCACAUCAGAAGUCACACAGGCGAGCAGCCUUUCCCAUGUACGACCUGUGGAAAAAGGUUCACUAGUAGAGGCAAUUUAACUUGUCACAUGAGAAUUCACACAGUUGAGAAGCCUUUCUCAUGUACAGCCUGUGAAAAAAGGUUCAACAGUAGAGGCAAUUUGACUCGUCACAUGAGAAUUCACACAGGCGAGCAGCCUUUCUCAUGUACGACCUGUGAAAAAAGGUUUAAUAGUCAAAGCGGUUUAACUAGUCACAUGAGAAGUCACACAGGCGAGAAGCCUUUUUCAUGCAUAACUUGUGAAAAAUGUUUCAGUAAGAAAGGCCUUUUGACUAUUCACAUGAGAAUUCACACAGGUGAGCAGCCUUUCUCAUGUACAACCUGUAAAAAAAGGUUCACCAGUAAAGGCAGUUUAACUAGUCACAUGAGAAUUCACACAGGUGAGAAACCUUUCUCAUGUAAGAUCUGUGGAAAAAAGUUCACCUAUAGAGGCAGUUUAGUUUUUCACAUGAAAAGUCACACAGCUCAGAUGCCGUAAUGUGAACUUGAAGUAUCAAGGUGCUCGGUAACUUGCUGUUUAGAACGCAGAGUAAUUAAAGCUGGAUCACAUAUUUGAAAUCUAGUAGCUUGGUUAAAAAUGAACUUCAAAUAAGAGUUCUUUCUGAAAUACUUAAAAACUGACCUUAUUGAGACAAUUUCAACUUCCAGUUUGAAAGGGAUUAUUUUUAAGUCAUAUAUUCACUUAUAGGUGCCUUAAUUAAAAUGGGUGUUAGUGGAUGUUUUUUUAAGUAAGAUUUUUAUUCAUAAUUACUCGUUUUCCACCACCUCAGUUCGGAGCCUGUUCUGGUUCCCGAACGUGAUUUCGAGCACCUAUAGGCGGGUCAAAACUGCAGACAAUUGAAGCAACAAGUACAGUGGUGACAACAAAGGACAUCCUGUAUGAACAUUCUUUUUAUAUUUGCAAAGACAUGCUAAACACGCAUUGUAUAACUACUCGUUUCUGUUAAACUCACAGAUGCUGAACAGUUGCAAAUGAAAACAUUGUACAUACCAUUUUUGCACGGAGUCGACGUCUCCUUUUCCGUACUAAGUGUAGGUUAUGGAUGUUGUCUAUUUGCAUUAAAAGGAUGUGCAGCUCGGCAAGCUCUGUUGUCUCGCUACCACGCUUCCCUUGCGUUGUGUAACGCUCACAGUUUAGGACUUAUGCUUGGUUCCCAAAACUGGUGGAAACACGCAUCUGUCCACAACAAAACAACAAUCCUUUGGUGGAAAAAUGGCAAGUGGGUCUUAAUGAAACAAUGGGUUAAAAUGCUUUCAGAUUUAGACUGCAGUGACUUUUAGAGUGUUUUGUUUUUACCUUUCACACUGUUCUUAAAAUCCCUGUCAGUGUCUCAUUAAUAAGUAUUAAGGUAUUUCACAUUUCAAUCUCUCAUCUUUUAAUUUAGUUCUGGAAAAUGAAGGGGUUUAAUUAUUGGUAAACAUCCAAAAAUAACCUUGUACCCAUUAAAGCAGCAACAAAAUGCAUUCUGAGGAAUCCCUACCCCAUAAUAGCUAGUGCCCUUUAACAUUAAAUAAAUUCAAUGAGAUGCUUUCUGUAACGAUUGAUCAAUCUCCAACAUAACUUUGAAGGAAGUUGGCCCAUUUUCUUACUUUAAGCUGUGAGAUAUUUUAUGGGUUUCUUUCAUGUGUAGUCCAUUUUCAAUAUCUCAUACAGUUCCAAAUAUUGUGACACAGCCCUCUGUAAUUUAUAUAUAUUAAAGAAAAUGUUUCUG
Molecule: messenger RNA, 3563 nt
Organism: Girardinichthys multiradiatus
Lineage: Eukaryota; Metazoa; Chordata; Actinopteri; Cyprinodontiformes; Goodeidae
Product: gastrula zinc finger protein XlCGF57.1-like
Exons: 2
Coding region: 449-2329 (626 amino acids)
Biological process (GO): regulation of DNA-templated transcription
Molecular function (GO): DNA-binding transcription factor activity, RNA polymerase II-specific; RNA polymerase II cis-regulatory region sequence-specific DNA binding
Source: RefSeq, a predicted model, not a curated record